Molecule: messenger RNA, 2332 nt
Organism: Saccostrea echinata
Lineage: Eukaryota; Metazoa; Mollusca; Bivalvia; Ostreida; Ostreidae
Product: metalloproteinase inhibitor 1-like
Exons: 6
Coding region: 104-730 (208 amino acids)
Molecular function (GO): metalloendopeptidase inhibitor activity; protein binding
Source: RefSeq, a predicted model, not a curated record
UAAGCGUCAUUCGCGGUUCUCGGCAGAUAAUGCGUUAUGUGAGUGGUUAAUCCGUAUCCCAAAGUUUAUAUGACAUCCCAAGAUUUUUGGCAUCUUUAAGACGAUGACUGUCGUAAAAAGGAUAUACUUGGUAACAGCUCUCAUCUACAAGUUCAUCACUAUUUGUUAUACCUGCAGUUGCCAAGAAAAACAUCCUCAAACAGCCAUCUGUGACGCAGAAUGGGCUUUUCUUGGGACUGUACAGGGUUCUCAGAAUUUUACCGGAGCCAGUGGAAAACCCCAGCAGAAAUAUGAGAUUUAUAUCAACAAGGUCAUCAAGGAUAAAACGAAGUCAAAGCUGAAGGAUAAGGCGAUAGCAGUUGUGUUAACACCAUCCCCACUUGAUGAUUGUGCUGUCAAGGUAGAAAAAGACCUUAAAGCCAUAUUCACAGGAACUUUUGACAAAUUAGGAUCUCCUGCUAUGAACAAGUGUAACUGGCAUGAGGAUUAUUCCAAUGUCCCAAAAUGCCAAAGAAGAAAUCUAUUUAAAAAAUUGUAUGAGAAAAAUUGCGGAUGUACUGUCUGUCUUCCCGGUGAAUGUUCAUCAGACAGCGUACCUCACUGUGUCUGGCGUUCCCAUGACGACUGUGACAACAGACACAGCCACUGUGCCAUGUAUCCAGGAUGUAACAAGUGUUCCUGGAGACGUUGCGUCUCUUAUUAUGACUGCGAGGAUGAUCUAGAACUCUGAUAGUCUUUGUGUAUCCAAGAAUGGCAUGCCAAUAAGUAUUCAUCAUUUUAUUAAAUGACCGGAACUGUUAACCAAUCCAUUUGAUAACCGGACUCCCAAAAGUAUCCCCAGAAACAUUAUGUUUGGAGUGGUUUGGGCGAUAAAAGUUUCUUGUUCCUUGUUUGAUGAUUGGUUGUUACCCGCCAUUGCUUCUUCAUUGUAAAGAUCUCUUUUUACAUUACACCAGAUGUAAGAAUGUUAGAAUAUUCCAAUAAGGGGGAAACUACUGUAUAUCUCCUCCAUGCAGAGAAUAUUUUUAUCCAACGUGAUUGAUCAAAGAAUAUUUGCCACUGUUGAAAAACGACUCGAGCGUUAUCUUUCAAUGUGAAAAGUUGUCUUAUAUUCAACAGUAGAGAGGUUGAGAUUUCAUACGUGUACGUCUAGUAGGGGAAUUCCAUAAAUUUCUUGCGUACGUCAUCAGUUUUGGUGUUGAUAAGUUUUCUACACGUUCCUACAACUUGUAAAAAGGCAUCUACACGUAGGUGUGAACGUGUAGCUUUUUCAAUAAAAACUAGUCAAUUUGUGUGUGAAACUGUUAUUGUUUUUAAUUAUUUAGGAUGUUAUUUUUCAUGAACACUUAUUUUAACCAUAUUUUGUUCAUUAACUAAAGUUAAACUAAUAGAGAGGUUGAGAUCUUAAACUUGUACGCGUACGUGUACGUGUGCAUAUACUUUGACCUACACGUACACGUUUUUUUGUAAUUUGUCUGUUGAGAUUUUCAUGACGUGUAACAUGUACGUGUACACUGCGAUUGGUUUCUCUGAUUCACCUAUUAAGAAGUUUUGUGACGUCAGUUUGAUUUUAGUAAGUAAACAAAACAUGGUUAAAAUAAGUGCCCAUGAAACUAAGCUUCCUUAAUAAUGUACAAUAAUCACAUUUUCACACAUAAAUUGACUCAUUUUUAUUAUAAAGGCUACAAGUUUUCACUUACGUGUAGAUGCCAUUCUACAAGUUCUAGGAACGUGUAGAAAACUUGUCAUCGCUAAAAUUGAUGACGUAAUACGCGAAAAAUUUAGGGAAUUCCCCUACUAGACGUACACGUAAACGUAUGAAAUCUCAACCUCUCUAAUGUCACGAAACUACAAAAUAGUUGAAACAGAGACACCGAUUACAGUCUACACGUUCAUGUUACACGUCAUUAAAUCUCAAUAGACAAAUUUCAAACAACGUGUACGUCAAAGUUUGUACACACGUACACGUACGCGUACAAGUUUAAAAUCUCAACCUCUCUAAAUUAUUUCUCAAAGUGCCCCCUGUACUUUUGAAUUAUACAUAUAUUGUAGAUAAACACUACAUCUUCAUUCAGCCUCCCUUGUACGAUACUACUGUAUCUUCAGUGAUGUAGGUAAUUCAAGGUGUUUUGCCCACUGUACAUUGACUUGUAUAUCCCGAACUGUGUAGUUUUAGAGUUUAAGUACUUGGUAAAACUUAUAUUUGUUGAAAUGUAGAGUUUUUGAAAGAUUAAUUUUCUUCGAUUUUUCUCUAUAUUUACAUUCUGUCUUAUGUGUCUUUUUAAAAACUUGUUUCUUUUUGAUUAGCAAAAGUAAAUUAUAAGAAUUGAAA